AUGCCUCUCCUCGACACCCCCCCGGCGACUCUCUGCCACAGUGUUCUCGAAGCAUUCCAUAUCCAAUCCGACAUCGAACGUCUAGCUACUAUAAACGAAAAUGCCCAAACCCUUCAGAAACUCCGCAAAACAGAACUCGAUGAAACUCGCUCUGCCUUGCGCUCCCUCACUCGCUCCCUUGAUGCUGCAAAGUCCUCGGCCGAAGCAUCUUUAGCUGUCGCUGCGAAAAGAGAACACGCGAAAACUAUUCUCGACCUCGAUAAGCAGAAAUUUGCACUCGCAAAAAAUGUGACGGAGUUGGAAAAGAGUAAUCAUCUUAUGGAAGCAAAUCUAGCCAAGAUGAAGGAUGAAUAUGAAGGACUAGAGUUGGAGAGCCCUAUGCAGAGCAAUACAGCUUUGUCAGAGGAUGAAACUAUCUUGCGGUUGAAGAUAUACCGAUCAUUCGGGAUUGAGCUCAAGGAAGACGGUGCUGGCGGUUACUCCUCUGCCAUUAUUAAUAAAAAGGACCAAGGUGACGUAGCUAUGAUUAAGCUCGACAGCCGUCUUAAGAGGAGUACAUACACGGACUUCUUCUGGGACGCAAUCUAA
Molecule: messenger RNA, 588 nt
Organism: Orbilia oligospora ATCC 24927
Lineage: Eukaryota; Fungi; Ascomycota; Orbiliomycetes; Orbiliales; Orbiliaceae
Exons: 3
Coding region: 1-588 (195 amino acids)
Source: RefSeq, a predicted model, not a curated record